Molecule: messenger RNA, 6038 nt
Organism: Amphiprion ocellaris (clown anemonefish)
Lineage: Eukaryota; Metazoa; Chordata; Actinopteri; Pomacentridae
Product: guanine nucleotide-binding protein G(q) subunit alpha
Exons: 7
Coding region: 1005-2084 (359 amino acids)
Biological process (GO): adenylate cyclase-modulating G protein-coupled receptor signaling pathway; action potential; phospholipase C-activating dopamine receptor signaling pathway
Cellular component (GO): heterotrimeric G-protein complex
Molecular function (GO): G protein-coupled receptor binding; G-protein beta/gamma-subunit complex binding; guanyl nucleotide binding
Source: RefSeq, a predicted model, not a curated record
GUCACCCUGCCAGCGGAGGAGUGGAUGGCCUCUGUAAUAAAAAUACAUGAAGAGAAUUGAGGAAAAGGAGAAGAUUGGCCGAGUGAGGAGGAGGGGGGGGAAAGAGGCAACAGCACGGCGCCGUUGAUUCCUUUUUCUUCUCACCAUCCAGCUGACCGAGCCCUGCGGACCCGAGCGCCUUUUAAACGCCGAGCUGGGAGCUGUGUUUCCCCCCGCAGGCAUCGACAGCUCCGCGCCGAGGAAUGCUGUGUUAUGCGUGGCUUUCUUGGGGGUUUUUUGAGCAGACAACACAGAGAUAACUGUACUGUAUCCCAGCCUAGCGGAUUGGAGUGAAAGUCCGCCAUAUUCUGCCUUACCACGCCCGGGAGUCGAGCCGCUGGAAAACAAACGGACAGCCUUAUUCAUGGCUCUUUCUGCUCGUCCACAUCCACUAACUUGAACACGGAGGAGGUGGAUUUGGUUGAUCGAGGGGGGAAAUAUCAACAUUGGAGACUUUGAGGAGAGCUUGUUUGGCCGGGGCUCGGAUGACAAUGCUUUAACGAGAUCUCGCAGAGGAUGUGUCUUAAAAGGAUCUGUUGAUCAUAUUGAGACGGAGGGGGGAAAAGCAGAUUACACCAAUUAAGACUACACCGAUAUUCAACCCGAAACCGCUUUGGACGCUGGUUUAUUUAUUUUUCUCCGAUCCGUCCGGAGGCCCCCCUUUAAAAAGCGAACCGAAACAAGGGGGAGGGGGGGUCAGUAAUUACUGUAAAUAUCUUAAAUUUUCCUAUUUUUGUCUCAAUCUGCGCGCUGCUGGGGCUCAUUAUAAAGGGCGUCCACGCGUUAUUUCACCACAACUAGGCCUGUAUGAGGACGUUAUUUGGCAUUCACAGGCCUCUGGGUUUUUUUUCCCUUCACCCCUGACGAAUCUGAAAUCUGGAUGAAUCAGUAAAGAGGAAAAAGGCGAAAAGAAAAAGUGAGUAACUGUGUUUAAAGGGAAAAAAACUGCAUAAAAAGGAGAGAGAAUGACCCUAGAAUCCAUAAUGGCGUGUUGCCUCAGCGAGGAGGCGAAAGAAGCCAGGCGGAUCAACGACGAGAUCGAAAGGCAGCUCCGCCGGGAUAAGAGGGACGCACGCCGGGAGCUGAAACUGUUGCUUCUCGGCACUGGAGAAAGUGGGAAGAGCACAUUCAUCAAACAGAUGAGGAUUAUCCACGGCGCCGGUUACUCCGAUGAGGACAAAAGGGGUUUCACCAAACUGGUCUAUCAGAACAUCUUCACAGCCAUGCAGGCCAUGAUCCGAGCCAUGGAGACGCUCAAGAUCCCGUACAAAUAUGAGCACAACAGGGCUAACGCUGGCGUUGUGAAAGAGGUGGACGUAGAAAAGGUCACCAUGUUCGAGAACCCUUACGUAGCUGCAAUCAAGAGCUUAUGGGUUGACCCGGGCAUCCAGGAGUGUUACGAUCGAAGGAGGGAGUACCAGCUCUCAGACUCCACUAAAUAUUACCUGAACGCAUUGGACCGGAUCGCAGAACCAUCCUAUCUUCCCACCCAGCAGGAUGUGUUGAGGGUUCGAGUCCCUACUACGGGAAUUAUUGAAUACCCAUUUGACCUGCAGAGUGUCAUAUUCAGGAUGGUGGAUGUUGGAGGUCAGAGGUCAGAAAGGAGGAAGUGGAUCCACUGCUUUGAGAACGUCACAUCCAUCAUGUUCCUGGUAGCCCUCAGCGAGUACGACCAAGUUUUGGUGGAAUCAGAUAACGAGAACCGGAUGGAGGAGAGUAAAGCUCUGUUUAGGACAAUAAUCACAUACCCCUGGUUCCAAAACUCCUCCGUCAUUCUGUUCCUCAACAAGAAGGACCUGCUGGAGGAGAAGAUCAUGUACUCUCACCUGGUUGACUACUUUCCAGAGUAUGACGGUCCGCAGAGGGACGCCCAAGCAGGGCGAGAGUUUAUCCUCAAGAUGUUUGUGGACCUGAAUCCAGACAGCGAUAAGAUCAUCUACUCUCACUUCACCUGUGCCACUGACACAGAGAAUAUCCGAUUUGUCUUUGCGGCCGUCAAAGAUACCAUCUUGCAGCUCAACCUAAAGGAGUAUAACCUGGUGUAGAGCCGAGCAGGGCUUCCAGCAGCAGGCCCUCAACACACACUGACUGACGCAAUCUGUGAAAAGAUAGAUCAUAUACACACACACAUUAAAAAAAAUCAGAGAAAAAAAAAUCGAAUGGUUGCAUAAUACUAAUUUAUUUGCCAUUUGUUGACCUCUUGGUCCCCAAGAGGGGGGCGGGAAUUAAUGUUAUCUUGCUAUUUAAGGAGUUGAUGAAAAUAGGGAUACGGGGCAGGAUAUUUGCAAGGGUUGUGGAAGGAGCUGGAAUAGAGGCAGUGUUUGCUCCGUUCCUCCUGCCUUUUUAUACACGAGAAGAAAGAAAGGUUUCAUUCCUUUUUUUUUUUUUUAAAACCCUCCCUCCUUACCUGUCGUUUCAUUCUGAAGCUUCACCGUGGGCCAUUUGUCCCAACAAGAAAUAUAUCAGCUCUCCAAUUGACAGCUUCCUUUUCCUUUAAUAGACUGAUUGGCAAGUCUCUUGGCAAGUAGGCAUAAACUGUGAUUUUUAAAUUAUUUCAAAUCGAUGUCAUAUUGAUUGACUUUAAUCAUUCUUAUUAUUGCUUUACUUUGGUACCAUUCAAUGAAUAGAACAUGUGUGACUGUGGAAGUAGAUUCCCCAUAAUUUGAGGGGUCACAUGUUGAGCGAUGAUAGCUCUCUACCCUCGAUAAUAGCCGUGAAGUUCAGAAAUGUGAGAGAAUUUGGCUUUAAAAAUGCCUUCUGAGCUUUGACCGACAAGGUGAGGAGGCGCACAGACAUCUGUCAUGUCAGGGUGAAUUAUGAUGGAUGGCAGUCACUUUACACAGACUGAAGGUAGGCGAGGAGGUGGUAAUUUAUGAGACAAUAUUAUUAAAUGAUUACGUUCAACCGUGCCACAUUAGCGCUGUUUAAUAUUGUAAUAUAUAUGUUUAUUGCCAAUGCCAAAACAGCUCAAGCACCAGACUCCACUUUGCGUGUUAACUACUUCAGAAUGAAAUUUAAAAAAGUGUUGAGGACAGGACAGGGCAGGGCUACAGAAGGAACGGAGUGACAGACGUCAUCAGCUCGCGUAUCCAUUCACCCACUGAUCCCUGCAGUUUUUGAAGUAUUCAAUGAAGUCUGCAGUAUUCUUCCCACUGAGCAGUGUGGACUGAUUUAAGCGAAAGGAAGCAGCCAACCAGCGCAUCGAACUGCUUGAACUGUCCAAUCACAACCUUGCGCAUGGCUACAAACCCCGCCCCUCCCACCUGCGGGCUAUCCAGUCACAUUUUAGCUGUGUCUUUGUAAUUGUCCAAUCACAGCCCGGCUGUCUUGACUGUUGUAGUUAACUAGCAGUGGAGAAUAAAUUUGGCUAGUUCCUAUGUAAAAGGGCAGAGUGUUGAUGUUCAGUUUGUACCAAAGUAAGCCCUUCUUGUUUCUGAUUGGCACAUCUGAUUUACAAUUCCUCAUUCCCAAGUUACUUUAAGUAUUUUUUUUCUAACAGUUCCCAAGAACAUAAGCCUGUAAUUUACAUUUAUUGAGGCAUAGUGCAAUUAUGAAUGCUAUAAUCACUGUACAUACAUCUCUCUAUAUAUAUGGCAGCAUCUUUGUUGGCUUUGUAAUCAUUACUUUUUUGGCAGAUUGAAUGUGCGGUAUUGAAAAUAUGUAUCUAUGUAAUUGUAUGUCUAAUGGCUAAAACUUUUUUUUUUGAAGAAAAAAAUUUGUUAUUUACAUGUUUGUUUUUGUUUCCUUUUUUAAGAGGAGAAUGUAAAUUUUGUGUUUUGCCAGUUUUGUUUCUCAGCAAAGAAACAUUGUUCAGCUUCAGAACUGCAUAAAGAGGAAUAUUACUAUCCAACAACAGAUCAAUUGGUAUACCAGUAGUUACACUAGGCGUUUUGUUAAAUUGACUUUUCUAUGAAAAACUGCAGACUGAAUCUGAUCUACAGGGCUAAUUGUAAUAGUUUAGUUCUUAACUGGCUUCAGGAACAGAGCACUUGUCAUAUAGGUGUGAUUACAUCACUCAUUAACUCAUAUUCUUUUCUAUUUCAUUUCAUCACACAGCUUCUCACUAAGUAUUGAAAUUCCUCUGUCCACCCUGCACACCUCGAUCCUAAAAAGUGUUGCUUUUGGUCCGAUUUUUGAUGAAAAGAAAUCUUGUUAAGAAGUUAUAAUUAUCUUUUUGUUUCCCAAAAACUGAUAGAAAGUCAGUAUUGUGCGUCUGUCACACAAACAUGCAAAAGUUUACUCAUCCAUUUGGCCUAAUUAGGAUGGUACAUAUAUAGGUGUUUUUUUUUUAUUUCCUUUUUGUACUUAAUUUCCAUCUUGAUUGCCACAGUUUCAUUAGAAUGUACAGUAUUAUUUUCGACUUUAUUUAUGAAAUGACAACAUAAGAGAAAACACAGUUCACGUGUACAUAUUGCCUUAUUGAAUAAGCUGUGCCUCUGAAGCCCCAUGCAAGGCACCUGUGUUUUUAUGAGAAGUAAAGCUAGUGCAGCCAAUAAUGUCCUGUUGUGCAGCUGGAGGAUUGUUUGGUCUUGGCUUGGUGGUCUUUGUUACUCUGUGCUGUAAGAAGCCCUGGAGACAGCUUUGAAGUGUAGCUCAUGUAGCUAAUAUGACAUAACUACAGGACGUUAUAAGCACAUCAUGAGUGAAUUGUAAUCAGAACACUCUUUCUAUUGAUUUCAUAAUAUUGUCACAUCUGAUUCAUGUCUUAAAACCCAUACCACAGUGCAUUAAGAUGCAUUGAACUGCCUGAUGUGGCUGUGAUUAAACAACAGUGCCCCUACACAGCAGGAUGUGUAGAAUGUGCUCACAAGGUGUCACAGUCUGGACUCAAAACCGUCAGCAGCCACCUGCUGAGUGUUUUGCCACGUUUGGCUGUGUUCUGGCAUCUACCAGCUGCUUUGGCAGGUAACCAGCCUGCACUCAGAGGUCCUGUUGUUUUCAGAUAUUUCAGCUGGCUGGUGAAAUUGCCUACAAGGAUGGUUGCUUUUGGCAGGUAGCAACCACUGCAACAAGUUAACUUCCAGUCUAAUUCACAGUGUACUUGUAAGAAAAUGAAGGUCCCACAAUAACCACUUAUCAACAGCAGGGCCUAAUAGGAAAAACUCGGGCCUAGUUGGACACGCAUUUUACUGAAUGUUGAAAUGGUGUUCAUGUGAUUCUGCUUAUUGCCAGGGGAGAUGUUUUGAAGCUGGACUAUAGUUUCAACUUGUCAGUGUUGAUGAUCGCUUGUUGUAGACUUGCAGUAAUCAGUAACUUGUGUCCCUGCUGUUGUAAAGUGGCUAUUUACACUGUCCCUGUUGCUUAAAGGGAAAAUCCUUGUUCAAACAAUUCACAUACUGCAUUCAGAGACCACACAGCUCCGUCUGUGAGCCUCAAUCAGGAGUUCACAUAAACGUUACAAAACCUGCAGUGAUCUGACAGAUGUCAGAUUUUUUGUUUUGUUUUGUUAAGAUUUUGCUUACACAAAAAUGGUGGUAGGUUACAAAAUUCUAUCUUAAAUUUGAAGAAAUGUAAGCUAUAGUUGGAUUUUGUAAUACAUUUGAGCCACAAAGGCCUGGUUCCAAGCUUUGUGAGGUUCAUGUUCACAUGGUCACUCUGAGUCUGUGAGUUUUGUUGAGGCUGGAUUUUCCCUUUAAGAGAGCAAAGACUGCAGCUGAUGUUGACUUGACGACACACACACACCUCUGCUGCUGUUCAAAUUUAAUGCAGUAUGUUCAAGAGCAGUUCAGUGUUAUGCAUAUUGAGAACUGCAGGGUUGGGAAAACUAACUUCCCAUAAACUGCUCUUUUAUUCGAGUGUCAGACACAUCAUCCGAUUGCUUUCAGCUAGCCUACUUUUGGGUUUCUUUGUCUCCAGAUCCUGAAGAUAUGAAGUUUAAUGACUAACUUUGAAAUAGUGUUAUGAUGAUCUCCAAUCAUAAUUGUGUAAAAUGUUUCCUGUAUCCAUAAACUCGCACUCCUUCAACAUGUUUCUGAAUGAAGCAACAUGUUUCUUUUCAA